This is a messenger RNA of Temnothorax curvispinosus, 4659 nucleotides long. RefSeq names its product zinc finger CCCH domain-containing protein 14 (gene Nab2). Gene Ontology annotation, cellular component: cytoplasm; nucleus. The transcript is spliced from 7 exons. The record is from RefSeq and is a predicted model, not a curated record. Gene Ontology annotation, biological process: regulation of mRNA stability. Lineage: Eukaryota; Metazoa; Arthropoda; Insecta; Hymenoptera; Formicidae. The coding region runs from base 374 to 3346 and encodes 990 amino acids. Gene Ontology annotation, molecular function: metal ion binding; poly(A) binding.
CAAACUAGUAAAUAAAUCUUGAUGACUGCCGAUUAAAUUAAUUAAAAUGUAGUUUGAAUCAUCCUCGAGGUGAAUUUUCUAAUUCGAUUGGCCGUUCGGAUCGUCACGCUAGUAGAAACUGGCGAAACCACUUUUCGACGUCGGUCGCGCAUCUAGGCUCGUUUCAUGCUCCGUGAAAGCGAGACGUUUCGUCCGUCCGUCCGUCAUGGCGGAGAAUGUUUUCGUUCCGUGAUACGCCGACUCGUGAUCGCAUCGGCUCAUCGAUUCGACCGGUCGCCGACACGACGAGGACGACGAAGACGAAGACGACGACGUUGACGUUGACGUUGGUUCACGCUCGACCCGGUGGAACUCCAGCGAUCAUCCCACGAUCAUGGACACGCGCGGCAUCGAGGUCACGAAUCAGCUUCGGAGCGCCAUCCGCGCCAAGCUUAUGGAAUUGGGGGUUCGUUACGACGAGGAGCUACCCGAUUACAUACUGGUAAUGGUGGUGAACAAGAAAUCCCGUCAACAAAUGCACGACGACCUAAAUCUGUUCCUGGAGGACUGCACGACCGUGUUCGUCGACUGGCUGCACGAUCAGGUGCUGAAGAAAUUGCAGAAAGUCACCGUGGCCAAGAAGAAAUCGUCCCGCGAGUUCGUGCCUACUGUGGUGGUGAAACAGGAGGAGGAGAGAAAGAAGAAGAAGAUAAUCGCGACCUCCUUCCUGGAGGACCAGGCGGCGGAGCAGUCCACCACGGCCGUCGACAAGUUCGCGGACAAAAGUGCGAAGAGCGAGAAGCAGCAGUUGCCGGCGCAGAAGCAACAGACUUCGAUCAAAUCUUCUGCGCCUAAUCAAAACCCUGAUGAACGAAGUCACAGCAGGAGCGCGGAGAGAAACGUCAAGGGGGUGCAGAGCAAAAGUAAAACGGACGAAGCAUCGUCGACGCACAGCGGUGGAUCUUAUCAGGAUUCCGCCUCCUCGAGGAGGUCGCAGCAGAGUUCCGGACGCGACGAGACCGCGAAGGAUGUCGCCGCGCCGGAAAAUCCCGCUGCGAAGACCACGGACACGCAUCGCGAUCCGAAAGCGAGCGAGGCGCCGGAUAAGAGUCUGAAGAGAUCGCUGGAGCCGUCGGGUAAUCGUCACGACAGCGCGGAGAAACGGAGCAACGAGGCGAAGCGGCCGAAGCCGUCCGAGGAGGAGAAGGAAGACGAUGCUUCGUCGUCCUCCCCGGACACGGCCACGAGGCGGCUCAAGUCUUGCGUGAACAAACCGAGGAUCACGUCGGUCGUGUCGGUAAAGACCCGGCUCGGCAUAAACUCGCCGCGAAAGAAGUUCGAGAACUACCGGGAGAAGGAGGGCAACGGCCGCUACCGCCCGUCGGAGAAGCGGUUCGAGAAGUCGCAUCGGUACGACAACGGACGCGGCGGCGGCGGCGGGAAGGGCAGGAACUUUGAGCCGGACGAUCGGAGCUUCAGGCGGAGUCGCGACGGCGACUCGUCGUCGCGGCAUCACGAGGCCGCGAGCAGAGUCAACGACGUGAGGAGCCGAAUAGAGAGCAGCAAGAACGAGAGACUGCACAGAAACGCGGAGUCGAGAGAGCGGAUCCCGAAUUCGGGCUCCAAAACGGACGUGUCUGCGAAAAAGUCCGCGUGCACUAUCAAGGAUCGUCUGGGCACCGUGAGUGCCAACAGUAAAGCCCAAAGACAGUCCGGCAAGUCGCAGGAGGCGUCAGAUUAUAGGAAUAACCCGAAGAGCUUCGAGCAAGCGGGAAACAACAAUAAGAACAUCAAAGACAGACUCGGCCCGUUGAAAAAUAAUUUCAGGCCGGUGCACAAGCAGAGGCAGCUGAGGACGGCAACGGAGGACGACGAGUCUUUAGCUUCCCUGAAUCCCGGCGCCGAGGGAAACGAGGAAAGGGUGGAGAAAGAGGAGGAGGACGAAGCAGACAACGACGAGCAGUCGCUGACCGGACCCGUUAAGUCGCACAUAGUUGCCGUGAACAGAUCCGCGGCCUUCGCCGGCGCGAGGACCGAGAGGAAACGUACGAAGGCUUCGAACGAAGUGCCGUUCAGCGCGACUCAGAGUACCGGUUAUCCGGGGGGACACGGGGGCACAAAAUCGCAACUGGACAAGAUGAACAAAGGAACGUCCAGCGACGUGGAUGAGGAUACCGUGGAUGACACGAGGUUACCGAGUAAAGUGAUUGUCACACCGAGACCUUUGAAGCCGCUGCAACCGACGCAGAAGCGCGCCACGCAGUCGCUCUUGCUGCGAGCGGUCGCGGAGGCGAAUCAGUCGGUCGUCAAGCAGAAGAACCCGGAACCGUCUCUAUUCGACAAGAAGCCGGUCUUAAAGCGUCUUAAGCCUGCCCCGGCUCGUGAUGUAAGUCAAAACUUGUCGGUACAUUUUAAUUCUAGUAAGAGACUGGUCAUGGAAAAGAUUCAAGUCGAAUUAAAUACGAUAGAUCAUCUGGAUGUGGAAGACGUCGAGCACGAACCGUAUGUACCUCAACCGGUAACGGACGAGCAUAUGGGAGUGGUCAUGUCGUUGUUCCAAAGGAGCGACGACAAUCAGAAAUUCUUAGUCACUCUGAACGGUUACAACAACAAUCUCAUGAAAGAGAAAAUCAGCUCCGAGGAUGACGAGGAGCGGCUGGAGAUGGAGGUGAACGAGGACGACGAGCUUGCACUAUUGACGACGCACAGUGAGGCAACGACGGCGACGACGGCAACGUCGGCGAUAGCGCAGAACGACUUGGAGAUAAGUACAUUUAGAAUAACGGAAGAUAACGAAGCGGAAGAUAACGCGGAUGCCAGUCCGAAGGAGGCGAGCGGAGAGGAGAACAACGAGAACUGCAACACAGAGAACGUGGAUAAGAUUGACGAGAUGCCGCGUAAACGGAGAAAAUUGAGUCCUAUCGUGUACAACAGAUCUCACUCUCCGAGUCCCGCACGACUAAAAUCUAACGCGUCGCUACCGCCGACGUUGGCCGCCAAACCUCCGGAUAAAAAACCAUUGGUGGAGAACACGGUCCCGACCGUUUUAGACAAAUCCAGGGAGAAGUGUAGAUAUUGGCCAAAUUGUACGUUAGGGAACAAAUGCGCGUACCUUCACCCACCUGUUAUGUGCAGUGCUUUCCCGGCAUGUAAGUUCGGUGACAAGUGCGCCUACAAGCAUCCCAAGUGCAAGUUCGGUUUGUCCUGCACGAAGCUGGGCUGCGUGUUCUCGCAUCCGGCCCAGCAGUGUAAGUAUCAUCCGUUCUGCACGAAACCAGCGUGCCCGUAUUCUCACCCGGCCAGUACCGCUCCGGCGGCGGAAACGACGAGCCAGCGGGCGAAAUUCACUUGGCGGCGACGAGACUGAACGUAUGUACCGCGGAUGUACAAACCUGGAUAUGUUCUGAUCGGAUCGAGGUUCUGAUCCACGUAAAAUUACCUUGUACACGUCAACGAUAAGACUGUACAAGCUUAAAGUAGCGUAAGUUGACACAAAGUUACCGCAGCGGAGUUAACUUCGCGAUUGAAGAAUGCGUCUAAGAAGGAAAAAGAACAGAAGCUUCGUCAGUAGAAUCGUGAUUUUACUACAUCAGAUAGUAAUUUUAUUUUCUCUUAAAUCGAGAAUCCCAGCAAGAUGUAAAGGAACUUUUGCAGAACUUUAAACAGUGAAAAUUAAUCGUUUAAUCUCAAUUAAGCCAGAUUUAAAGUAAUCGUUAAAGCUUUAAUUUAAUUUAGGAUGUGUGUUAGAUCGCAGAUUUAUAUAUAUUUCCCCGUUGAUUGUCUAUCGCCUUAGAUUCUAAGACCGCGUGCACCGUCAGUCCGAACUGAUCAAUAUUUGCUGCCAUUCUUAGAUUAUAUAAUCUACUUACAAUAUGAAAGGGAAGGAUUUUAGUUUAGUAAACCAGGGCUAAUGAACUUGGCCUUGGGGUGAUCGUAAAACUCGUUCUCCUUUUUAGGAUCGACCUCGCUGAUGCAAUCUUGUCUCAAUUUAUGUACAUGAAUAUGUUCGAAAAUAUGUAUUGCCAAACGUGCGAUUCUACUAUCGUUAGUAUAUACAUAUUACUGGUGUGUAAUUAAGUCAGAAGAAUGAUAAUUAGAUCUGCUCUUUUUAGCCGCACUUUUUGUAAAAUCUGCAUUUUUAUUUCUUAAUCGUCUUUCCUUUCGCUUCCACUGAAGUCCGCCGAAGUGCGCGCUUCGUUUCAUGCAAAAGGGUAUAGUUAAGAGGAGCAGAUCUCUAUCGUACCGUUUCACGUCGAGAGCGAUAUAACGACCGUCUCAAACGAGAACGUUUGUGUUGGCGUUAUAGAUUAACUCAGUGCUCGUUUUAAGAUUACCGGCGAGGUCUCUUCGCUGAGAGUAUCUACUCGUAUAAGCGCGAAUUAAACAUCCUCGUCCAGUGACUUAUAAUCCGGUUUCGAGUGGGGUAAACGCGGUUGUUAUAAUCGCGUGCCGUACACUCGGCGCCGCCUCCGCGGUCGAGGCAAUCGUAAAAAGUCAGGUACUUCGUUGCUCGACCACCAUUUAUGUAAUUUAACACGAAUUGUAUAGGAUCUUAAGUAUAGGAAAGAUGGUUCCGCAUUAUUUUACCUAGUGCUAGUGAACGGUCGCGCAUGAGAUGUACAAUAUUAUUGAGACUUGUCAUUAUCAGAAACAAAUAUACGAUGAUUUCUGUAAAACGCA